This is a messenger RNA of Tarenaya hassleriana, 1967 nucleotides long. RefSeq lists its product as uncharacterized. The record is from RefSeq and is a predicted model, not a curated record. Gene Ontology annotation, molecular function: microtubule binding. Bases 245 to 1879 code for a protein of 544 amino acids. NCBI's taxonomy places the organism in Eukaryota, Viridiplantae, Streptophyta, Magnoliopsida, Brassicales, Cleomaceae. Gene Ontology annotation, cellular component: microtubule. The transcript is spliced from 4 exons.
AAAAAGAAAAAAAAGGAAAUUUAAGAAAUUACCAAGCCCGCUCUCUUUCCAACCACCAACGUUCAAAUUCUUCUGCUUGGGCUCUUCGUCUGAACAGGGGCGUCGGAUCGUGAAACCAAGUUUCGUUUCUUCUGGAAUCUGGGCAUCGAGAUUCUUUUUGGAUCCUCCUUCGAACGUCAAGGAGAAGGAGAAAUCUACUCUUCGACCAUCACAGAAAGAGCAAUCUUUUGCAAUCAGGAGAGAAAUGGGCAGAAUUCCCAGUUCAGUACUUAGACAAGAGUUGGCGAAACUUGACAAAGGUCCUGACAGCUACAAGACCGCCAUGAGAGCUCUGAAAUCGUAUGUUAAAGAUCUGGAUGCUAGAGCGAUUGCUAUGUUUGUUGCCCAAGUUUCUGAGAUCAGAGAAAUUGGUUAUAAGCCCCGAGAGUUCACUGUUUCCCUGUUUGAGUAUCUUGCCUGUGCACACGGUGUCAAAAUUUACCCUCAUACAGAAAACAUCAUGCAGGUGAUCAUAAGGACAUUGGCCUAUAGUGCAGGGUCUUUCCCUGUUCAGCAGGCUUGCUCCAAAGUGGUAUCAGCUAUUGCAAGGUAUGGAAUUGACCUUGGAAUUCCUGAAGACAAGAAGAGGAGUAUGAUUCACUCCCUUUGCAAGCCGCUCUCUGACUCACUGCUGGAUUCUCAAGGGCAUCUUGCUCCUGGAGCUGCCGUUUGCAUGAAGGCACUUGUGGACUGUGACAACUGGCGAUUUGCUUCUGAUGAAAUGGUGAAUACGGUCUGCCAAAAUGUAGCCGUUACUCUUGAAGUGACUUCAAGUGAGGCUAGCUCUCAUAUGGAACUUGUCAUGGCUCUUGCCAAGAACAACCCUUUUAUCGUCGAGGCAUAUGCAAGAUUGUUGGUGCAUUCCGGUCUCAGGAUUCUGGAUUUGGGUGUUGCAGAGGGUAAUUCUCAGAAACGGCUUUCGGCAAUACAGAUGUUAAACUUCCUGAUGAAGAAUUUGGAUCCAAAGAGCAUGAAUUCCGAGCUUGAGUUGAUACUCCAAGAGAUGGAGGAGAAGUGCCGAAAAGAACCAAUGCACUAUGUCAAAAUGGCAGCUUAUGAAACUAUGCAAACUGUGAAGAGACUAAUGGGAGAAGGAUGUUCAGAGCUUUACAGUGCUUGUGAUUCAUUCACCGGAUCAAAUUCCGGUGUAGAGAACUGUAAAAGAUCACUCAGUCUAAAAGAAAACGAUUCAUAUCGCUCAGGCAAUGAUGGAUGGAGUGUAAAUCGUAAGCACGGGAGUUGUGUCGAUGUGAAAGCAGAAGAUGAAGAUGAUUUGUUUUCAGGUGUAGCCAGUGGAAGCAUUGUUGCUGGUUCUCCCCUUGUACCAUAUGCAGACUAUACCGAAGAAAUUCAUGUCUCGCCAGAGAGUCCAAGAAAUGGUUAUCUGCAAAGAGCUAGGCCAUGUCAGAUUCCGCAAUCUCAUGCAAGAAAAGCUGAUGCAUUCGACCUCUUGAACAAUCAAAGUGACCUGAACUCUGAGUUCAGACAAGUGAGUGUCUUCAACACCAACUGGAACUCACAAGAUGGAUAUCGGAAACAUCAACAACAUGGGUUUGUGCAUGAUCCAUUUCAUGAGCUAACAGAGAACAGAGAGCAGACCAAUGGUACGUAUGAUUCCCCUUUUAAUACAUGUAAUAAUACUGGCAAGGAACCGAGGCCCGACCUGAACUCUGAAGCUAAAGUUCAAAGCGGAGUAGCAAAAGGGAGAAAGCAGAGCUCAGGCAAGAGGUUUCUCACAUUGGGUUUGAGCUUCUGCUCUAUUGCAGUUGCAGGGUUUGCUUCUUUAAUGUGGAUAUAUGUUCCUGAUGAUAUGGUGAUGCCUCAUCCUGUUCCUACUUAAGAGUGUUCCAGAUUUUUAGCAGCUUUCUUGUACUUUUUAACCACAGUGUAAACCUACUCCGUGAAUGACUAACAUGUGUUCUGUUCCC